GUUUAGCUUCGUUCGUUUCCCCUGUUUCUUUCUUUCCAUUGCAAAACCUAUUUUCCCUACUUAUUCAAUUCACAAUUCCUUGAAUACUUCGAACGGGGUUGUUUAUUCAUUCUUCGUUCCAUUGUGUUCACAACACCCUCUGCGGAGCCCAACACCGCAAGUAAACAUUCCUUGUCCACAAUGGGAGGUUCCCCACGGCGGGCUGAAUUCCUCGUCAGCAAGAGCUCUAUCGAUUGCAAUUGCAUAACAGUACCUGCUCGCGACGCGCCAGAUGGCUGGUUACUCUCUUCACCUGUGACAACGAUCUUCUCUAAAAUGCAUCUCUCCCGACCCCGCCAAGUCUCAUCGUCGCCAGAAUCUGAUGGCUAUCUGAGCCCGAGCACACUCGUCCGACUUACCAGGGCUUGUCAAGCAACAUCCAAAGAACUUCAGAACCGUCUCUCCAUCUCAUCAGAUAGCUCUGAUCCGGGGAUGAUAUACGACCCAUUCAACUCGUCUGGUUCCGAUACCUCCUUCGAGGACCAUCUCACCCCCAGCCCCUCGGAAGCAGAUAUCGCCGCUUUGCAAACAGAGAACGAGACCUGGGAUCUAUACUGGACACCCGUUAACGAGUCGCCACUACCAUUACGCCUCAGUGCAUACAAAUCUCGUCUGCGCCAAGAUCCUACCCUCUCGCCAUGCAAUCGCAACUUUGCGUCUUCAAGCCUGUCUUCUUUCAAUAGCCCAGAGGCUUCUCGAGAUCUACGCAGGUCAGACACACACAGGGCACCGCGUCGGCCAAACUAUUCAUCGCCACCUUCCCUGCCCGUCCUCCCACGGACAACAUACUCGCCGUUCCCAACCUGUACAUCCACCGUCCCGCCAAGCCCGAUUCCGUCUCGCUGCCUCGCAAACCCUCAACCACAACAACACCCAACAGACCCUCAACACACACAACAUAAAUCCUGGCCCACACGUACAACUUCCACCCUCUCUCCCUCUCCUUCCCGCGCACCUCUCCGCACACGCUCGCACACAACGCCCAGCACACCCUCCCAAUUCGCACCAACGUUCCCCUCAAACCUCAGCACAUGCACAACGCUCGAUUAUCAAUCAUCGAGUACCCCUUCACCAUGCAGCUCGUCGCCAUUGUAUAUGCGCCCUCUCCCAUAUCCGCAUUUCCUCGAGAAUCCCAGAGGGCUGCGCAUGGAGAUCGGUAAUGAAACUAGCGUGUGGGAAGAUGACGAGGAGGAUGAGGUGGUGAGUGGGUUAGUGGGGAGCUUGAGAAGUAAAUUGCAUAUAAGGAGUUCGAGUGCGGAGGGAGAGACAAAUGGGGUGUUUGGGGUUAAGGCCAGGCAGGGGAAGAAGAGGACGAGGAGGAGUCUGAGUGAGGUUGUUAAGGGUGUUUUUAGGGCGAGGAAGAAGUGGGGGACUUUGUAGUUUGUAGCUGUGUGCUGUCCGUUUUAUGGGAACUUCCAGGACCGGGAAAAGGGAUGUAAUGAGUGAUGAUGAAAAUGACUAUGAAAAGUCUGUCCGGGAAGGACAGCGGGCAAAAGGAUGUUUGUUAUGAUUUAUGAUGGAGCAUGAUGAAGUAAAAUAUACGCAGUAUCG
Molecule: messenger RNA, 1590 nt
Organism: Hyaloscypha bicolor E
Lineage: Eukaryota; Fungi; Ascomycota; Leotiomycetes; Helotiales; Hyaloscyphaceae
Exons: 1
Coding region: 181-1419 (412 amino acids)
Source: RefSeq, a predicted model, not a curated record